UGAGAUUUUUUACUUUUGGUGACUUAAAGAAGACGUAGAUUCUAGAUCUAGAUCUAGAUCUACAUGUGUAUUCUCCGCGUAGUCACUUCGUAAAUAGUGGGCUGCUAUACAAACAAGUGGGCUGCAAUACAAGUGGGCUGCUAUACAAGUGGGCUGCUAUACAAGUAGGCUGCUAUACAAGUGGGCUGCUAUACAAGUGGGCUGCUAUACAAGUGGGCUGCUAUACAAGUGGGCUGCAAUGUUUGACUGACAUGGUUUGUCAUGGCCUGGCUCAGCACCUUCUACCUUGUGUCAGUCUUAUGUUUGGGUCUACAAGGUCAAGAUCAUGUGAUGCUGGUUGAAAACUGCAACUGGCCCAGAGAACAGCUGGUCAAACAAAACAUCUCAGUCAAAAUACCAGAGUCACUGAGGCAAAGUCUGGUACCUAGGCUGACAUGCCAGACUCGGCUCUUGGCUUACACUACUUACAGCCCUCUUCACUUGAGGGUUGUCAGGUUUAACCUGAGCGGCUCCGGCAUCUGCUCAUCCAAAUCUGAACGAGUCACGCUUGAUAUGGGAGAAAACUAUGGGUACAGGAACAUUUCCUGGUGUGGCCAGACUUUUGCUUACGACCUUCAGCUGUCAGUAUUUGAGCUGACCUUGACCUACUAUACUGGGGAAAAUGGUGCUGGGAGUGGAUUUGAGAUUGAGUUUUCACAAGGAGACAGAACCCAAGCACAAGAUGUCCAGUGCACUAGACUCCCUGUGGCUGUAGAGCCAAGACUCUUGUACUCACCCAACUACCCAGACAACUACCAAAGUUCUGUAAGAAAACUCUACUGUCUGGAGGCAGCCAGCAAUUAUUACAUACACGUACACUCAAGGGAGAUGAAUCUGGAACUUGGGUGCGGCUACGACUUUCUCAACAUAAGCAAUUCAAUCUUCUGUGGAAGGCAAGACAUUGACAUCAUACUGCCCACAUCAUUUGCCUCAUUCAAGUUUCAAUCAGAUGGUAAUAAAGAAUAUCCAGGGUACAUCUUAGAGUACCAGGCCAUUAAUGCCACAACUUUGACGUGUGCCUACAACAGAACUGUCACUGCCACUGACAUUGAAACAGUUUUAUACCUGGUCAACAUGACACAGAGGUGCGCUGUUGUUGUUGACUCUGGCUCGGAUGACAAGGUGCUCAGUCUAAAUCUCAACAACCCCCAGCACAUGGACAUCUUUAUAGACAACAAGAAGAUUUUGUUGGAGGCUAAACACAUGCUCACACCUGGACGGCAGGUGUUUAUUCAGGUGUCACCGGCCUGGUUUCAGGACACGGCAUUGACCUGGUUCAUGACAGUACAGGCCGUCAAUACAAAUUUUGUCCCUGCCUUAGCAGGCAACAGCUCGUUAGUCUGGCUCAGUGGCAACUUAAUGAGGGAGCAGGUGAGAAUCCAGUCCUUCGCUGAUCUACAGCUCCAGGUGUUCUCUCUGACAGGUGUUUCAGCGACGCAAGUAAAACCCAUGACAGUUUCUGAAUACCUGGCAGUGUAUCAAGGUCCUGACUCGAGUUAUUUUGAACUAACCAGUGACUGUAAUGGUGAUAUCUUGAUGAGUGAUAAAGUUCAAAGUUUAAGGUCACUGAUAGAAAAAAUAGCUGGAACCACAGCUCAAGAACAGGAUGGCAUUUUGACCACGGAGUAUUUGACCAUUACCUUCAGAAAAAAAUCUGAGGAUGGUAUCUGGCUCUACAUCACGGAGGCUGAUUCUCCAUGGCAACCAAAAACCAAAUUUCCUGGUGAAGAUAUUGCAUUCAACAGCAGAUUUAUGAGCAAUGUCAAAACAAAGAACCUGUACUGUAGCUGGGAGGUCAAGGUCACCAAAGAGAUCGUCCAGAUCACUGCUGACAGCAACUUUGCACCCUUCCAACUUGGUCGGCAUAACUCAUUUCUUGUGGAACAAGUUGUGAACUCAGCCUCAGCCGUCCUGGCCAGAUUUGAUCAGUUUGACAAGCCGAGCCAAAAGAUUGUUUACUCCCAGCUGCCAGUUGUCAUCCACGUUGUUGUAGUCCAGGAUGUGGAGCCUCGGUUUGAGUUCAGAUGUUACCAGGACUAUCUCUCUAAUAUCAAGCAGUGUCUUGAUUUUGGCACUUUUUCAACCAACACAUCUAAAGUAGUUGUAUCAACCCCCAACUACCCCAGCUUUUAUUUGAGUGACUGCCACUGUUCCUGGACUAUACGUCGUGAUGUCACCCAGUACACAGCAACUGUCAUUGAGUUUCCUGAGAUCACAUACAACAUGUGUGGGCAGGGUGUCAACACAGGACCUCUCACCAUCUCCACAAGUAACUCAGGUAAAGACUUCACCAGCGCUGCUGAGAUUUGUCAGACUGGCAGCUUCACCCAAACUUUCACAGACAAAUUUGUCCGGGUGGACUUUACAGCAGAGCAUCAAGUCAAGCCAGGCUUUCAGUUCUACUUCAGUCACCAAGUGACAGCAUACACCUGUGGCAGCAAGAUCGUCUUACAAGAAGGGCAAAACUACACCAUGGUCUUUCCUGCCUCAGGCCUCACUUCACCAGACUGCCACUUCUACCUGUACCCAGCAUCCUACGACUCCCACAUUAGAUUGGCCAUAGAGGACGUCGUCUACCCAUUCAACUUUGUGGAGGUCAAUGCCUCAGGCAAGAUUGAAAAGUUUGUGUCCAGUGACUUCACUGACCAACAGCCUUUUCCUGUGAUCUACAAGCAGACAGCCGUCCAAGUUCACCUUCACCUUGAGCACCUGUUGGCCCACAACUACGCCCUCAAUGCCACCAUGGCCAGAAUUUGUGGAUUAGACCUGGAUGUCUACUCCUACGCUGCAACCCUCACCUCCCCUCAGUAUCCUGAUCUUUAUCCGCUCAAUAAAGUCUGCAAGUGGCACAUGAGGGCGGCUAGUGGCACCAUUUUCUUGGACUUCAUCGAGUUUUCUCUGGAACCUACACUCAACUUUGUACAGUGUUCUAAGGAUUAUCUAGAGAUCUAUGACGGGCCAUUGGCCAGCCAGACCCUAAUCGGCCGCUACUGUGGGGACAUCAGUUACCUACAGGUGGAAAGUCAAACCUCGGAAAUGACGCUGAUUUUUGUGUCUGAUGGGACAGUCAACAAACCUGGGUUCAGGCUCCUGUACAGGGCCAUGACAGCAACCACAGAGAGCCCGGUAUCUGAAAGUUCAGGGUCAUACAUCGUGGGAAUCGUGAUUGGCUGCAUCGUGUUUGUCCUGGUUCUCAUUGCUGUUAUGGUGAUACUCAUCCGCAGAAGGCGCUGGAAGAACAGGACCUGCAGGCAGGGAACUGCUGCUGUAACUGUUGUCAACAGCCGAGAGUCUGCUGUGUUUAUACUGAGCCCAGUCCCCCUAGCCCCACCCCCCUACUCCAUGGAUGCCAGCCCACCCCCCUACAGCCAGGCUAAUGUUGACAGGUAUGAUGACAAUGUAAGAAGACAUGAUGAUUUCAGAUAUGAUGAAUAUGAGGAGCUGGACGACCCCCCACCAUACAGUGAGGAUCUACAACCAGGUCUAACAAACAGAGAUGUGAAUGAACCUGAGGUAAAUGACGGUAGACGUGACGCCAGCACAUAUGUCAGUGGACUCUAUGCCAGCACACAGCACCCUCCUUUAUACGAGAACAUUCACAGACUCAACGUUCAUGUUCCGCAACCUGCAACACAUGUUCCCCAACCUGCAACACAUGUCCCACAACCUCAAGUUUUGGGACCUCUGUAAUCUGAAGUAUUUAAAAAGUCUUUCUGCUGGUUUUACCCAAUGUAAUCUAAAGUAUUUAGAGAAAAAAAAAGUCUUUCUGCUGUAGAGUUUGUUUUUACCCAGGCCCACAGGCUUGUUGAGAGUGCGGAGGUUGUGCUGAAUUGUUUACUAUCUUUUAGUCACUUUGUCUGCCUUUUGCUGCCUGGUACAGAUGAUUGAAACAACACAUCCUAUCUUCAAUGGGAUUAUUACAGAUCCAUACUUGUUUUGUUUGCUUGUUUUAUUAAUGCUGUCAGUUUUGUAACCCUGGGCACUAAACAACAAGGUGUUUGGGGGGAUUUUGGUUUUCUGGAAUGUUUACACUUAUUUUUACAUUUUAUGCUGUCAACUUGUUCUUUUCAUGACAAAUCACAAGAUUAUUUUUAUACUACAGUUUUUUCUGUGUACUUUUAAUGGCAAGGCAGAUCAACAACGCUGGAUUUUAUCAAAUGAAGUGAUCUGAUGGGAUAGUAAUUUUUUUUUUAGGGG
Molecule: messenger RNA, 4236 nt
Organism: Physella acuta
Lineage: Eukaryota; Metazoa; Mollusca; Gastropoda; Physidae
Product: cubilin
Source: RefSeq, a predicted model, not a curated record